AUGCUGCGUACAGUCUAUUCCAGACCACUAGAGCUCUUCUUCGGCAUUGACAAGCGUGCCGACGCCGGACUUGCAGAUAACCUCCGCCUGAACAUGGCUGCGCCUCCGGAUAUAUGGGUGGACUCGAGUCACGGGCCAUCUCGAGCUGUCCAUUCGCGUACUUAUACUCUGACACGAGCUGCACCUGCUCCCGCUAAAGCACUCGUCACUGGGGCGAAUGGCUAUCUCGCUGCUUGGAUAGUGCGCACUUUGCUGGAGCAAGGCUACCUCGUUCGCGGCACUGUACGCUCUAUCACGAAGGGCGAGUUGCUGAAGCAAGCCUUAGCCGAGUUCGAGAGCAAUUUUGAGUACGUUCUUGUCAAGGACGUUCUUCAGGAUGGCGCGUUCGAUGAAGCCGUGAAGGGAAUGGACCUGGUCGUACAUUCGUUGUCGCCUGUUGCCUUAAGCAUCAUCCCUGACGCGGUGAUCAAGCCCGCGGUCAAGGGCACACUAGGCAUUCUUCAGUCGGCGAAGAAGUCGCAAGAUACUGUCAAGCGUGUUGUCAUCACAGGCUCUGCUGCUGCCAUCUUCAAGUAUCCACCCGAGCCCGCGCUCUAUGAUGAAUCGAUCGUCAACGAGCCGGCGGUUGAGGCAGUCAAAGCAGGUAGUGUAGACCCUGGUCACAUCUACUGUGCGUCGAAGACUCUGGCUGAGAAAGAGGGUUGGGCCUUCAUGAAGACCGAAGGUAUCCCCACGUUUGACCUCGUCUUUCUACACGGCAACUCGUUCAUUGGCCCGCCCUUGCUCCCCGCGAGCUCUCUGCAGGACCUGUCCGUCUCGCUUCAACACUUGUACCUGUGCACCGUGUUUGCUCGCGACAAGGAGACGAGCUUUGCGGCCAGUGGUGGCUGGAUAGACGUGCGAGACAUUGCCCUUGCGCAUGUACUUGCAGCACAGACACCCGGUGCUGGUGGAGAACGCAUCAUCAUCUCCGCCGGCGACUUCGUACACCAGGAUCUGCACGAUGUUGCGCAUGCUAUUGAUACCAAUUUCCCAGCUGGUAAACCUGAGGCGGAGCGGGUAUACGUUACUCGAUACAACAACGACAAGAUGAAGCGUGUUCUUGGGUUGCAGCCACGGUCGUUGGAGGAGACUGUUCGAGACUCACUGGAGUUCUACAAGACAGUCGCAGACAAGACUUUCAACGCUGCCAUGUAA
This is a messenger RNA of Peniophora sp. CBMAI 1063, 1197 nucleotides long. Lineage: Eukaryota; Fungi; Basidiomycota; Agaricomycetes; Russulales; Peniophoraceae. The record is from the annotation of a GenBank genome assembly.